Quercus robur (English oak) is the source of this 899-nucleotide messenger RNA. RefSeq names its product histone H1-like. The record is from RefSeq and is a predicted model, not a curated record. Gene Ontology annotation, cellular component: nucleosome; nucleus. Gene Ontology annotation, molecular function: structural constituent of chromatin; nucleosomal DNA binding; double-stranded DNA binding. The transcript has 2 exons. The coding region runs from base 145 to 675 and encodes 176 amino acids. Gene Ontology annotation, biological process: chromosome condensation; negative regulation of DNA recombination; nucleosome assembly. Lineage: Eukaryota; Viridiplantae; Streptophyta; Magnoliopsida; Fagales; Fagaceae.
ACAACCAUCCCGCCAUUACAAAUCCAAAUCCAAAAUUGAAAUUCAAAUACCACCUCAAAAUCCCUCUUAAAAGUCUUUAAUCUCUCUUACAAAGUACACACACAAAACAGUUUUUUUUUUCCUUACUCCAAAAGACUUUCAGAAAUGGCGAAAUCAAGCAAGGACAACAAAAACAAAGCCACCAAUUCCCAGUCCAACUCGACCCUCCAUCCUCCAUACUUCGAGAUGAUAAGUGAGGCAAUAUUAACACUAAAGGACCGGACAGGGUCAAGCCAACCAGCGAUAGCGAAGUUCAUAGAUGACAAGUACAAGAAAGAGUUGCCACAAAACUUCAAGACAGUCUUAUCUGUGCAGUUGAAGAAGUUUGUCAAGUCUGAGAGGCUUGUGAAAAUCAAGAACUCUUACAAGUUGGCUGUGAAAGAGACCCAGAAAAAGAAGGGCAAAAAUGACGCUAAGAAGGCUGUGACGCCCAAGGAAAACGAGGCGAAGAAGAUUUCGGAGAAGGGUUUGAAAACCAAGAGGCUCAAUCAGGUUAAGACCCCAGAGAAGAAGAAAAAGAAGGCGGUGGCGGGUGCGAAGAAGAUGAAGAGGUUAAGUCAGGUUAAGACUCCAGAGGGAUUGAAGAAGAAGAAGAACUUGACACCAAUGAAGAGGAAGAGUGCUUCAAAGAACUAGCUAGUGUUGUUCUUGAAUAGUAGUAGCAGUAUUUAUUAAGAUUUAAGAUAGAAAAUGUUGUAUUGUUUAACUUUGUUGCUACCUAGGUACUAUAUGGUAUAUACUCCUAUGUGGUACUCCUUUAGUUUUCAUGUGGUCCACUGGAUAUGGACCAUAUGGUUGUGGAAUGUGGUUUGUGUUUGUAGUUGACGUUGAAUGAGAAAUGAAAUUUAUGUUUGGUUAAA